AUGAUAUCAAAUGCAAACCAGUCUAAACAUGAGUUGUCAAGAUCAAUGGCAGACUGUAAAAAGCUUGAGAUUCUUGAUGUGUGUAACAAUUCGAUCAAAGAUACAUUUCCAUUUUGUCCGGAAACUCUUCUUGUAUCGAAGAUUCUUAUUUUAUGUUUUAAUAAAUUUAAUGGUGCUAUAAGGGAUCCUUGUCAUCAAAACGAAAGCAGAGCAAUAUUCCCAAAGUUGCACAUCGUUGAUCUCACUCAAAACUCUUUCUCUGGAUGUCUGUUUUAUGACUACUUCCAAAAAUGGGGUGCCAUGAAAGUUUUUGGAGAGCAUGACCAUUAUGGUUUUGUUAAAAUUACAAUAACAAAUAAAGGCACAGCCAGAGAACAUUGGGAGAUCCAAAAAUCAUUGAAUUUGUUAGAUCUCUCAAACAACAGGUUUGAAGGAGAGAUUCCAGUGUUGAUAGAAAAUCUAAAAGGUCUUAAUUCACUCCACCUUUCCAACAAUUUACUUGUAGGUCACAUCCCAUCGUCUCUUAAGGACCUUUCUAAGCUAGAAGCGUUGGACCUUUCAUGUAACAAUGUCAGGACCUGUCCAGGAUCCUUUUCUGGAACCCUAGACAAGCCCUGA
Messenger RNA from Ziziphus jujuba (common jujube), 618 nucleotides. RefSeq names its product receptor-like protein 33. Bases 1 to 618 code for a protein of 205 amino acids. Gene Ontology annotation, molecular function: protein binding. The record is from RefSeq and is a predicted model, not a curated record. Lineage: Eukaryota; Viridiplantae; Streptophyta; Magnoliopsida; Rosales; Rhamnaceae. The transcript has a single exon.